Aspergillus welwitschiae is the source of this 531-nucleotide messenger RNA. RefSeq lists its product as uncharacterized. The coding region runs from base 104 to 343 and encodes 79 amino acids. The transcript has a single exon. The record is from RefSeq and is a predicted model, not a curated record. Lineage: Eukaryota; Fungi; Ascomycota; Eurotiomycetes; Eurotiales; Aspergillaceae.
CAUUUCUUCAGUGCACUGCCACUCUGUGACAGAUCCUCAAUGAGAACAUUAUUAAGUAAUCCAAACUUUAUAACUAACUAACUAUACUAGUUACCAUCUUUGUAUGAUACUUGCAUACAGGAGGCUAACCUACAUUCGAUUUACAUGUACCUUGCUGGCCAACAAUCAUGCAUGUAACCUUCAUCUUGCUUACUUAGUAGAUCUAUAUAUGGUGUUUACGGUCAUGAUUCCCCCAAGAAAGCUCACAUAUUCGUCCUCACUUGCUGCUGUCUACCAAUCCUACCAUUUCGUGUACCAGAGCACCGUGGCAUCACCAUACCAUGUCUUGCUUCCAGGUGCGUGAAAAUAGUGUAAAGGAACCUAAAUCGGAGUAGUAUAAGCUUUUUACAUGCAAGUAGUAGAAGGUGCCAAGAUGAUCAGAACACUAACUAUUCUAGACUAGUCCCGAGUAUGACCUUGGCCUGUCUAGAGAGAAGAUGGCAACAUAUCUAAACUUUCCAUGAUCUACUAAGAGCUCCGCCACGAUUAUCU